Molecule: messenger RNA, 1566 nt
Organism: Hippopotamus amphibius kiboko
Lineage: Eukaryota; Metazoa; Chordata; Mammalia; Artiodactyla; Hippopotamidae
Gene: ARFRP1
Product: ADP ribosylation factor related protein 1
Exons: 8
Coding region: 135-740 (201 amino acids)
Biological process (GO): protein localization to organelle; intracellular protein transport; Golgi to plasma membrane protein transport
Cellular component (GO): Golgi apparatus
Molecular function (GO): GTP binding; GTPase activity
Source: RefSeq, a predicted model, not a curated record
GGCCGCCGGGACGGCUCCGCCCGGCCCCGAGAGGCCGGCCGGCGUCCCGUCAGGCGCCGCGCGGGGUCAGCGCGGGGUCGAGGGGCCAGGCGCGGGGCGGCCGGGGCUCCGCGGCUCCGCCGAGCGGACGCAGGAUGUACACGCUGCUGUCGGGCCUGUACAAGUACGUGUUCCGGAAGGACGAGUACUGCGUGCUGAUCCUGGGCCUGGACAACGCUGGCAAGACGACCUUCUUGGAGCAGUCAAAAACCCGGUUCAACAAGAGCUACAAGGGGAUGAGUCUGUCCAGAAUCACCACCACCGUGGGCCUGAACAUUGGCACUGUGGAUGUGGGGAAGGCCCGCCUCAUGUUCUGGGACUUGGGGGGGCAGGAGGAGCUUCAGUCUCUGUGGGACAAGUACUACGCAGAAUGCCACGGCGUCAUCUACGUCAUCGACUCCACGGACGAGGAGCGGCUGUCCGAGUCUAAGCGAGCGUUCGAGAAGAUGGUGACAAGUGAGGCACUGGACGGUGUCCCCAUCCUGCUGCUGGCCAACAAGCAGGAUGUUGAGACGUGCCUCUCCAUCCCUGACAUCAAGACGGCGUUCAGCGACUGUGCCUCCAAGAUCGGCAGGCGCGAUUGCCUGACCCAGGCCUGCUCAGCCCUCACAGGCAAGGGGGUGCGCGAGGGCAUCGAGUGGAUGGUGAAGUGUGUCGUGCGGAAUGUGCACCGGCCACCGCGGCAGCGGGACAUCACGUAAGCGCAGCCAGCCCGUGGUGCCCACCACCCCUCCAGAAGAGCUCCUGCAAGCCCGUGCUGCCAGUACCCCCAGGGCAUGGGUUGGGUUUGCCUUUGAGUUCUUCCACUUGCUUUGUUUUUUCUCUAAGACAAACUUUUCUGUGUCUAGAAAAGUGUAGGCAUCCGGAGGCUUCUUCUGCCGAGGGGGGCCAGGGCCACAGGGACCCCAGCCGACCCCCACAUCCAGCCUGGGCACCCCUCUCCCUUUGGAACUGCUGCUCCAGCAGCCCUGCCGGCCUGGCCCCAGGUGGGGCCUCAGGGGGAGCUGCUCAGGAGGGGGUUUUGCAGAGUGUGGGGCCGCUGUGGCGCCCGCUGCACUGUGCCCACCUCAGCCUCUGUGCCCUCUGGUCCUGGAGGUGGGCUAGAGGCGGGUGCCACCGUGAAGGAGACCUGGGCCCGUCUCUGUCCCUGUCCUGACGGCCUCAGGACGGGGCAGGGGUGGUCUACCUGGGAGGCCACAUGUCCCCUCCACUGACCCGGCCACCUUGUUUUGAUCCCCAGGGAGGACAGGAAAGCUAGGUGGUUGCUGGGAGUGGGUGCCUGCAUCCCCAGGCCUGCCUGCCACCCCCCUAGGAUGACUAGCACUACCAGUUCAGGGGGUGCUGGGAAGGCCAGUGGGGUCCCAGGGUGGGCCGGCACCCCCAGCUGGGGUGAGGCCUGUGUGCAGGAGCCCAGGCCUCCCGGCGAGGCUGCUCCUCACGCCCCUCGCUCCCACCCUGUGAGCCUAGCCGUGGGCAAAAUAAAGUCCCUUGCAGCGACUCCCGUCUGCCGUCGCUCCAGAGGCCUGG